Brassica napus (rape) is the source of this 2277-nucleotide messenger RNA. RefSeq names its product lectin-like protein At1g53080. NCBI's taxonomy places the organism in Eukaryota, Viridiplantae, Streptophyta, Magnoliopsida, Brassicales, Brassicaceae. The record is from RefSeq and is a predicted model, not a curated record. Gene Ontology annotation, molecular function: carbohydrate binding. The transcript has a single exon. The coding region runs from base 1312 to 2157 and encodes 281 amino acids.
UAAUAUAAACCAUAAUAUGUUUUUUCAAAAAUAAAAGUUAUUUACCUUUUAAAAAUUCUAAUAAUUAAAGUAAUCAUUUUCAUAAAUAAAAUAUUGUAAAACUCUCAUAAGAUAUGGUAAUUUUAUAAUUUAUAUAUAUAAUUAUUUAAAUAUAUGUAUAUAUGCAUAUAACGGAUCAGAUUAGAUAUUUGUUCCUCAAAAUAUUAGUUAUUGUAAUUUGCUUCGCUUUUUACGUUGCAUAUUAAUAUUUGUUUUGUUUUGUAAAGUUAGGGAUAUCUUUUUUUUUUGUUUGAAACGGAUAAAGAAUCAAAUGAAAGUUUAGCCUUAAUCGGUAUAGCCUAAAAGAAGGAACCUUAUAAGAAUAAAGAACCUAUCAAAUUAUCAAUAAUUCAAAUAAGUUAUUAUAUUUUUGUCAAUCAAUAACAUACUCAAUUAAUCUUCUAAACUAAAUUGUCUAUAAAAACGAUAUGGGACCGUUGACUCGAGUAUUCGUGUGCAAAAUUAUUCGGUCCAUGCAUGUAUUCAAUUAAAUUAGUUUUAAACAUUUUUUGUCAACUAUUUAUAUGUUUAAACCAAAUUUUGAUUGGUUGAAAGGUUAUAAUGAAGAUUCAUAAGCAUUAUAGAAUGAUCCAGCUAUGUAUUUCCUGUACCCCAAACUUUUUCUGUUCAUGACCCAAAUUAUAAUCUUUUUUUUUUUUGAGCAACACCCAAAUUAUAAUCUUACAUGCCAUUGCCUUGUUCUCACAAUGAGUGACCCUAGGGGAUUUUGUAAACAAUUAUUCGAGAUGAUUAGGUCUUGCGACUGAACAUGUUAACGUUCCAAUGUUCUUUAAAUUGUAAUAUUUUAGUAUCAAAUCAACGACAAGUGAUACAUAGAAGUUCUAGUAUUGUUUUCAAGUCUUUUUUUUUUUUUGUCAACAUUGUUUCCAAGUCUUAAACGACAAGAAACAAGUUACAUGGAGAUUUUCAUUGCGUUUAGUGUGCGAGUGUUUUCCACCUAUAAGAGUAGAAAGAAACUACUGGUAAGUUCUAAGUAAAUACAUUAAUAAUAUUGACAAGAUACCUGAAUAAUAGCAAACAAUAUAAGCAAAAUUGUUAUUCAAAUAAGGAUCCAUCUUUGAAUAAAGAAAAUAAUAGUUUAGAGGAAAAACAUUAGAAAAUAGUGAGUCUUUUCUGGCGUCCAGUUGGCAUCUUGUAAUUUGACAAUUUAAUGUUUGAAAAGUCAAAGUUGCUGGCUCUUGUCACUCUAAUAUAGUAUAGCAUCACCACGUCCAAAUAACAAAACAAACACAUCAGAAAAAAGUUCACAUAAUGCAGAUCCAAAACAUAUGUUUCAUUGCUCUAUUCAUAUCUUUGUUCAGCACUGAAACCAUUUCCGCCAUCAAAUUCAACUUCAACCAUUUCGAGGGAACAAACCUAAUCUUCAUCGGUUACGCUGAGCUAGGACCAGCAACCGAUGGCAUGAGCCGGUCAGGUGCUCUCUCCAUGACCCGUGACAAUAUUCCAUUCUCACAUGGCCAAGGACUCUACACAGACCCCAUCCCAUUUAAACCCUCCAACAACACUUCUUCUUCUGUUUACUCUUUCAAAACAUCAUUCACUUUCUCCAUCACUCCUCGCAAGUCAAACCCUAACCCUGGUCAUGGCCUCGCCUUCAUCGUGGUCCCAACCGUAAACUACGACCAAGACUCAACCCGUGGCUUCCUCGGUCUAGUUAACAAGACAACCAAUGGCAAUCCCAAUAACCAUCUUUUUGCCGUUGAGUUUGAUGUUUUUCAAGAUAAACGUUUUGGCGAUAUUAAUGAUAAUCAUGUUGGUGUUAACGUUAACUCGGUUAACUCGAUGGUUUCUGAGAAAGCUGGUUACUGGAUUCAGACAAGAACUGGAGGAAAGAAACAGUGGUUGUUUAAGGAAGUGAAGCUAAGUAGUGGAGAGAAGUACAAGGCUUGGAUCGAGUAUAAGAAUAGUAAGGUUAGUGUUACGCUCGCUCCUGCGCAUUUGAAGAAACCGAAGAUGCCAAUGAUUGAAACACAUGUUGAUCUUUCUGAGGUUGUUCUUGAGACAAUGUACACCGGUUUUGCUGGUUCGAUGGGCCGUGGCAUCGAGCGUCACGACAUUUGGAGUUGGAGUUUCGAGAACACCGCCAAAAACAUUUGAUUCGGUUUAUUUGGUUUGCUUUAUUUCUUUUUCUUUUAAUGUAAUCUUUGGUUACCAGUUUAAUGAUUAUAUUCUAUUCACCCUGAUUUUUUUUUCCAAAUUAAUUAAUUUUUUUUACCA